UGGCGCUCUAGUGCAAGCUGGUGGUAGAUCGUUUUGUUGACGGAAGUUCGCCACGGAAGAAGAGAGGAACCGUCAUGGUUCGUGUCAAGUCCAGGUAUUUACUGUGCGAAAUCAACGUGACAGACAGGACCCGCCUGUUGCUGCUGGAUGACCGAGCUGUGGCAGCGGCAGUGAGGGCAGCAGUGGCCCGCAUGCACGGAGACUAUGGGACGGCUCUCUGCAGCAUCAGAUUCUCUGUGAAAUAUCUGAAUGCUCAUACUGGAAUAGUAUUCCUGCGUUUCCCCAAGAGAUGUUACAGACUCCUCUGGUCUGCAUUGCCUUUCAUCACCUGUAUCGAAACUCGUGGGCAGAAAAUCCCAUGUUUUCUGAACUGUUUGCAUGUGGGAGGAACAAUAAGAACAUGUCAGAAGUUUCUGAUCCGAUACAACACCCAGCAGCUCCAUCGAAUGAUCCCUAAAUGUAAAAACGAAGAAGAAAAACAAGAGAUCCAGAAAGCAAUUCUGGACUGCACUCUAACAAGAGGAAACAAGGUGGCAUUUGAAGAUGAAUUAGAGAGUGAAAAAGAUGACGAUGAUGAAGAAGAAGAAGAGGAAGAGGAAGAAGAAGAAGAAGAAGAAGAAGAAGAAGAAGAGUGACUUCACUCACUUGCAUUUAGAAGGCAGACUAUUUUUGUUACGGGACAUUUAAGCAUUUAAGGAAAUGCAUACCCACCUCUGUGGAAAAACAGUUCACUGCUGCAGCUGCUCAGCACAUUUGAUACCCAAGAAAACGGACUGACUGUAUGCCUGUCUUCAAUAGAGGCACAGAGGUAACCCCUGCAGAGUUUUUGUGUUUUAAUUAACUCUUAUUACAUUUUUGUUAUUUAUACUAUGUUUUGUGCUCAAGUGUUUUUUUUGUAUAAAUAAAAGCACUGUUUUUGAUGA
Messenger RNA from Trematomus bernacchii (emerald rockcod), 923 nucleotides. RefSeq names its product POP5 homolog, ribonuclease P/MRP subunit (gene pop5). Gene Ontology annotation, molecular function: ribonuclease P RNA binding. The transcript is spliced from 5 exons. NCBI's taxonomy places the organism in Eukaryota, Metazoa, Chordata, Actinopteri, Perciformes, Nototheniidae. Gene Ontology annotation, biological process: tRNA 5'-leader removal. The coding region runs from base 75 to 635 and encodes 186 amino acids. Gene Ontology annotation, cellular component: ribonuclease P complex. The record is from RefSeq and is a predicted model, not a curated record.